Loxodonta africana (African savanna elephant) is the source of this 10885-nucleotide messenger RNA. It is a transcript of the gene PIAS2, whose product is annotated as protein inhibitor of activated STAT 2. Lineage: Eukaryota; Metazoa; Chordata; Mammalia; Proboscidea; Elephantidae. The transcript is spliced from 14 exons. Gene Ontology annotation, biological process: protein sumoylation; regulation of transcription by RNA polymerase II. The coding region runs from base 4231 to 6081 and encodes 616 amino acids. Gene Ontology annotation, cellular component: chromatin. The record is from RefSeq and is a predicted model, not a curated record. Gene Ontology annotation, molecular function: SUMO ligase activity; zinc ion binding; transcription coregulator activity.
GGACCUUUGGUGGUAGGGGCCAAGAGGUGGAACUUAGUCACCAAAGAAAAAGUGGGCGUGGUUACUGUAAUGAACAUCAGAGUCAAGGCAGUAAUCCGAGUAGUCUGACUUGUAUGAACUUAAGGCAUUGGCUGCUUAGUCAUGAUGUCCCUAGGAGAGAAAUAAAUGGGGACUCUACUAUUUACUUCAUCUGUUCAAGUGGAAGAGUCCUGGAUCAAAUGCAUGUCAAUCUAACUUGAAUCGCUAGCAUAGUCACAGCCCCUCAAUCAGUUCCCGGACUUGAGCCACUUUACAGACCAACAUACAACCUCAUGAAUGAAGGGGAGGCUUGAGGAAGGACCCCACUAGCUGCCAAAAAAUUAUACUGUUAUUCUUCCUCCCAUCCUUUCCCAAAGGAAUGUAUGGACUUUUACGGGAGUGACUGUCUAUUGGGGAAAAGGAAGUAAUUAGUCUUUUUUGGAGUUACCAGACGCGGGCCCUGAGCUGACACCAAUUCCAGGAGACCCAAAAUGUCACUGUGGUUCACGAGUCGGAGUGGGAUUUAUGGAGGUCAGAUUAUUAGUGGAGUCUUAGCUCAGGUCUGUCUCACAGUGGGUCCCUGAGCCCAUCCUGUAGUGUUUUCCCCAAUUUCAGAAUACAUAGUUGCAGUAGAUAUACUCAGCAACUGGCAGGACCCCCGCAUUGGAUUCCUAACAUGUGAAGUAAAGGCUUUUAUGGUAGGAAAAGCCAAGUGGAAGCCAUUACAACUGCCCAUACCUAGAAAGUAGUAAACCAAAAGCAGUAGUGCACUCCUGGAGGGAUUGCAGAGAUUACUGCCACCAUCAAGGACUUGAAGGGCGCAUGCAGGGUUAGUGAUUUCCACCACAUCCCCAUUCAGCUCUUGUAUUUGGCCUGUGCAAAAAAUGGAUGGACCUUGGAGAAUGACAGUAGAUUAUCGUAAAAUUAAUCAGGUGAUGAUUUCAGUUGCAGCUGCUGUUCCAGAUGUGGUUUCAUUGCUUGAUCAGAUUGAUACAUCUGGUAGCCAAUAUGCAGCUAGUGAUCUGGCUAAUGCCUUUUUCAAUACCUGUUUUGAAGGAACACCAGGAGCAGUUUGCCUUCAGCUAGCAAGGCCAGCAGUACACCUUCACUGUCCUACCUAAGGGGUAUGUCAACUCUUGAGCCCUAUGUCAUAAUAUAGUCUGCAGGGACCUUGAUUGCUUUUCCCUUCCGUAAGAUGUCAUACUGGUCCAUAACAUUGAUGAUGUUAUGCUGAUUGGAACUAGUAAGGAAGAAGUAUCAGUGACUCUAGACUUACUGGUAAAACAUUUGCAUGCUAGAGGGUGGGAAAUUAAUCAGACAAAAAUUCAGGUGCCCUCCAACUCAGUAAAAUUUCUAGGGUACAGUGGUGUGGGGCAUGUUGAGAUAUUUCUUUUAAAGUGAAGGAUAAGUUAUUGCAUCUAGCCCCUCCUACAACUAAAAAGGCACAACGCCUGGUAAGCCUCUGGAUUUUAGAGGCAGCAUAUCCCUCAUUUGGAUGUGCUACUCUGGCCUUUUUAUCAAGUGAUUUGAAAAGCUGCUCUUUUUGAGUGGGGCUCGGACAAUGAGAAGGCUGUGCAACAGGUUCAGGCUGCUAUUCAAGCCACCCUGCCACUUGGGCCAUGUGAUUCAGCUGAUCCAGUGGUGCUUGAAGUGUUAGUGGCAGAUAGAGAUGCUGUUUGAAGUCUUUGGCAGGCCUCUAUUGGUGAAUCACAGUGCAGAUGCUUAGGAUUUUGGAGCAAAGCCUUGCAGCCCUCUGGAGAUAACGCUGUACUUUUGAGAAACAGCUUUUGGCUUCUUACUCUGCCUUAGUAGAGACUGAAUGCUUAAUGAUGGGAUACCAAGUCACCAUUGGCAUGGGCUGCCCAUGUGACCUAUUGUCAAAGUUGGACAUGCACGGGCAGCAUUCCAUCAUUAAAUGGAAGGUGGUAUAUAUGAGAUUGGGCUCAAGCAGAACCUGAAGGUACAAGUAAGUUACAUGAGAAAGUGGCCUGAAUGCCCAUGGUUUUCACUCCUGUCACAUUACCUUCCAUCUCCCAGUCAGUACCUAUGGCCUCAUGGGGAGUUCCUUAUGAUCAGUUGACUGAGGAAGAGAAAACUUGUGCUUGGUUUAUAGAUGGUUCUGCACGAUAUGCAAGCACCACUGGAAAGUGGACAACAGCAGCACUGCAGCCCCCUCUGGGACCUCUCCGAAGGGCAGUGGUGACGGGAAAUCCUCCCAGUGGGCAGAAUUUCAAGCAGUGCACCUGGUUGUUCACUUUGCCUGGAAGGAGAAAUGGCCACAUGUGUGAUUGGUAUACUGACUCAUGGGCUGUGGCCAGUGAUGUGUCUGGAUGGUCAGGGGCUUGGAAGGAACAUGAUUGAAAAAUACGGGGAAGAGGUGUGUGGAUAGACUUCUCUGAACGGGUCAAAAGGUGAAGAUAUUUGCUCGCCAAAAGGUGACCUUGGCAGAGGAGGAUUUCAACAAUCAUGUUGUCUUCAGCUGGGUUCUCUAGAGGAGCAAAACCAGUAAAGCAUAUAAAUAUACAUAAAGAGAGAUUUAUAUUAAGGAAAUGGCUUAUGCAGUUGUAGAGGCUUGAAUGUCCCAAGUCUGUGGGGUCAGGCUGGAGACUUCUCUUGAUUCAUGUAGCUGUAGGAGAACCCAAUAUUGGCAAGUUAGACAGCAGGGCCCUGGCUCACAGGCUGCAAAGACUGACAAAUCCCAAGAUCAGUGGACAAGACGGCAGGUGAGCUGCUAGCUCAAGUCCAAGGAACUGGAGGUCAGACAAACAGGAGCCAGCUGCAGGAUCCAGAGUGAGCAAAAGCCAGUAAACCUUACCAGAAAGUCCACCUACAUUGGAUGCGGGCAACACCCCCUAAAGAAACUCCUUUUCAACUGAUUGGCUACUCAUAGAGGAUCCCGUCAUUGAAGUAAUCAUCACAUUAUAUCAGAUCUCACCAUGGAGGUGAUCACAUCAUUAUAAACCAAAAAAACCAAACGGGUUGCCAUCGAGUCAAUUCUGACUCAUAGCGACUCUAUAGCAUAGAGUAGAAUUGCCCCGUAGAGUUUCCAAGGAGCACCUGGUAGAUUUGAACUGCUGACCUUUUGGUUAGCAGCUGUAGCUCUUAACCACUACACCAGGGUUUACUCUCAUCAUUAUAGGACUGCCAAACUAUGUAACUGCCAAACCAAUGAUAAUCAUGGUCCAGCUACAUUGACACACAACCUGAACAAUAACACAAGUGUAUAAGAUGAUGUGUUCUGUGGAAACCAGUCACUUUCUUUCCCCAAUUCUCCCUUCAUUGCCCAAUGGGCUCAUGAACAAAGUGGCCAUGGUGGCAGGGAUGCAGCCUAGACAUAGGCUCAGCAACAUGGACAUCCACUCACCAAGGCUUAUUUGGCCACAGCCACUGCUGAGUGACCAAUCGGCUAGCAGCAGAGACCAAUACUGAGUCCUGGAUAUAGCACCAUUCCUAGGGAUGAUCAGCCAGCAACCUGCUGGCAGAUUGAUUAUAUUGGACCACUUCAUCAUGGAAAGGGCAGUGUUUUGUUCUUACUGGGAUGAUCACUUACUCUGGAUAGGGAUUUGCCUUCCCUGCAUGCAAUGUUUCUGACAAAAUUACUAUCCAUGGACUUACGGAACCUCUUAUCUACCGUCAUGGUAUUCCACACAGAAUCGCCUCAGAUCCAUGGAAUCACUUCACAGCAGAUGAAGGGUGGCAGUGGGCCCAUGCUCAUGGAAUUCACUGAUCUUACCAUGUUCCCCAUCGUGAAGCAGUGGGUCUGAUAGAACAAUGAAAUGCCUUCUGAACACACAAUUAUGGUGCUGUCUAGGUGGCAGUGCUUUGCAGGGUUGGGGUAAUGUUCUCCAGGUUGUUGUAUGUGCUUUAAAUCAGUAUCCAACAUAUGGUGCUGUUUCUCCCAUAGCCAGGAUUCAUGGAAUCAAGGGGUGGAAAUGGGAGUGGCACCACUCAUCAUUAUCCCUAGUAACUCAUUCACAAAAUUUUUGCCUUCUUUCCCUGCAACCCUAUGCUAUGUGUGCCUAGGGAUCUUCCAGAGGGAAGAAUGGUCUACCAGGAGACGCAACACUGAAUCCAUUGAACUAGAAGUUAAGAAUGCCACCCAGCCACUUGGACUCUUUAUGCCUCUGGAUCAACAGGCAAAGAAGGGAGUUACCAUAUUGGCUGAUGUGAUUGAUCCUGAUUACCAAGAGGGAAUGGGAUUGGUAGUACAUAAUGAAGAAUAUGGUUUCUAGCUUUAGGGUUUCUGAACUACAAGUGUUACUAGGCUUUGCUGGACGGAAUAAAAGUGGACGCAAGCAUGACCUCCUGAUGAGGGCGCUGCAUUUACUGAAGAGUGGCUGCAGCCCUGCGGUUCAGAUUAAAAUCAGAGAAUUGUAUAGACGCCGAUACCCGCGGACUCUUGAAGGACUUUCUGAUUUAUCCACAAUAAAAUCAUCAGUUUUCAAUUUGGAUGGUAGCUCAUCACCUGUAGAACCGGACUUGGCCGUGGCUGGAAUUCGUUCAUUGCCUUCCACUUCAGUUACACCUCACUCACCAUCCUCUCCUGUUGGUUCUGUGCUGCUUCAAGAUACUAAGCCUACGUUUGAGAUGCAGCAGCCAUCUCCCCCAAUCCCUCCUGUCCAUCCUGACGUGCAAUUAAAAAACCUGCCCUUUUAUGAUGUCCUUGAUGUUCUCAUCAAGCCCACAAGUUUAGUUCAAAGCAGUAUUCAGCGAUUUCAAGAGAAGUUUUUUAUUUUUGCUCUGACACCUCAACAAGUUAGAGAAAUAUGCAUUUCCAGGGAUUUUUUGCCAGGUGGAAGGAGAGAUUAUACGGUCCAAGUUCAGCUGAGACUUUGCCUGGCAGAGACAAGUUGCCCUCAAGAAGAUAACUAUCCCAAUAGCCUGUGUAUAAAAGUAAAUGGGAAGCUGUUUCCUUUGCCUGGCUAUGCACCACCACCUAAAAAUGGGAUUGAACAGAAGCGCCCCGGACGCCCCUUGAAUAUUACAUCUUUAGUUAGGUUAUCUUCAGCUGUGCCAAACCAGAUUUCCAUUUCUUGGGCAUCAGAAAUUGGAAAGAAUUAUUCCAUGUCUGUAUAUCUUGUACGGCAGCUCACAUCAGCCAUGUUAUUACAGAGAUUAAAAAUGAAAGGUAUUCGAAACCCUGACCAUUCCAGAGCGCUGAUUAAAGAAAAACUUACUGCAGAUCCUGAUAGCGAAAUUGCUACAACUAGCCUUCGGGUGUCCCUGAUGUGUCCUUUAGGAAAAAUGAGGCUGACAAUCCCAUGUCGUGCAGUGACUUGUACACAUCUGCAGUGUUUUGAUGCUGCUCUUUAUCUCCAAAUGAAUGAGAAGAAGCCCACCUGGAUUUGUCCUGUGUGUGACAAAAAGGCUACAUAUGAAAGUCUAAUAUUGGAUGGGCUUUUUAUGGAAAUUCUCAAUGACUGUUCAGAUGUGGAUGAAAUCAAAUUUCAAGAAGAUGGUUCCUGGUGUCCAAUGAGACCGAAGAAAGAAGCUAUGAAAGUAUCCAGUCAGUCGUGUACAAAAAUAGAAAGUUCAGGUGUUCUCAGUAAGCCUUGCUCAGUGACUGUAGCCAAUGAGGCGAGCAAGAAGAAAGUGGAUGUUAUUGACUUAACAAUAGAAAGCUCUUCCGAUGAAGAGGAAGACCCUCCUGCUAAAAGGAAAUGCAUCUUUAUGUCAGAAACACAAAGCAGCCCAACCAAAGGGGUUCUCAUGUAUCAGCCAUCUUCUGUAAGGGUGCCCAGUGUGACUUCGGUUGAUCCUGCUGCUAUUCCGCCUUCAUUAACAGACUACUCAGUACCAUUCCACCACACGCCAAUAUCAAGCAUGUCAUCAGAUUUGCCAGGUUUGGAUUUUCUUUCCCUUAUUCCAGUUGAUCCCCAGCAGUACUGUCCUCCUAUGUUUUUGGAUAGUCUCACCUCACCCUUAACAGCAAGCAGUACGUCUGUCACCACCACCAGCCCCCAUGAGAGCAGUACUCAUGUUAGCUCAUCCAGCAGCAGGAGUGAGACAGGGGUCAUAACCAGCAGUGGAAGUAACAUUCCUGACAUCAUCUCAUUGGACUGAGGAGGACUCCUUGGAUUCUAGGAAUCAUUAAUCACAACUGCUCUUUAUUGGAUCUUUGGUCCGUGGAACCUAUUUUUUGAGCAGUUACUUUGAUAUUUAUUGAAAUUUCACAUGGAUUCUUUUGCUUUCUGAGAGAUGAACAAAUGGAUUCUUUUGCUUUCCGAGAGAUGAACACAGAUGACUGCAGCAAGAACCAAACGACAUGCAAGGAUAUUUCUUAUUCAUGGUGUACCCUGAGCAUCAGAUACAUUCAGCCAUAACUGUAUCUUUCUAAGUGAUGGAUUUCAAUUUCAUAUGUUACUGAAUGGAUUCUACAAAUUAGUUAAAAAAUUUUUUUUGGUUGUAGUAAAUGGCAAUAACGUAUGUAAAUAUUCAAGUAAACUUUUUUCUAAUUAAGAAAAAAAGAUGUAAUUAUUCUAGAAUGACAGCAACUUAUGUUUAACCUGAUGUGACCAAACCCUAACUCACUGCCGGCCAUCAAGUUGAUUCUGACUCAUAGUGACCCUAUAGGACAGAGUAGAACUGCCACGCAGGGUUUCCAAGGCUGUAAUCUUUAUACGGAAGCAGACUGCCACGUUUGCCACAUCUUUCUCCUGAAGAGCGACUGAUGAAUUUGAACCACAGACCUUUCGGUUAGCAGCCCAGUGCCUAAACACGGUGCCACCAGGCCUCCUUACCUGAUGUGAAAGAAAAAAAAAUAAUGGAAGGAGUUAUGUUUGCUGAAUGGGCCUUUUCCACAGAGAUUUCAUUGAAGUAAUGAAGCCUUGAUAAGUGGCCAAAGCUUGGGCUGCACUUUUCUUCUGCAGUUUCAGUUUUCUCCCUGAUCCCAUCAAAGAAAAUGGCCUUUGAUAAUGCAUUUUGCCCUGAUUGCCAUUUACACUUUGACAUUGUUAAUGAAUGCAGAAUGAAGUUCUGGGAUUUGGCUGUUCUUUAUUCGUGAUUAUGUUGAAGAACACUCUGCAGAUUCUGCCCUGACCUAAUAUGUGUUGUAUUUGGUAACUGUACAUUCUCAGUCUAGAGUUUUCUGUAAAUUUGAAGGCUUGCUUUCUCAAAAAGGAGAUUCCAUGGACCCAUUGAAUGAAAUGUUUGGCGGGAAAGGUGUGGGUAGAAUGUUAGAAUUUUCGUCACACUCUCCAUAAAUAAUGAGAGCUUACUGGCAUCAAAGAACAGAUUUAGGGGAGGUGGGAAUAACAGUUUAAUUUCUCCUUAAAAACUUAGUUUGUUCACUUAUUUUACUGAAUAAUAUGUAUUUGUUGAAACUUUUUAGGUUUUCAUAACAUUGACAUGGAAAAAUUGUUUGAGAUCACUGAUUGCACUUCUCAACAGUAUACUCUGAAGCUCAAAUAAUUGACCUUCAGACUAAAACAAACAAACAAAAAAGGAAUAGGGUGGCAGCAGAUCUCAUUAUUGGAAAAGGAAAUCUUUACUGAAACCAUGAAAGAUAAAAUAAUUAGAAAUGUUUUAACUGAAGUGAGGAAGGGUCAGAGCACUUGUCUUGCUCUGUGCUGCCAUCAAACACUCCAAGGAGCCCCUGUGGUUCUAGAUGCAUUUUGAAACACACUCUUCUGUACUGCAUUUGCUUUUAAAAAAUCACUGAGGAAGCUGAAUUUUUCCGCUUACAGAAAAAUUUUCAUCUGAAGUUCCGUUUGCUUCAUUUGCCUUCUUAAAGAACUUUUGGGUUCUCAAAGAUUUUAAUAUUUUCCUGAUGUUUAGAUUUCUCUAAGCUGUGCCUACUUCCUUGAAAAAUAACACCCUUUUUUUUUUUCACUUAUCCAACUAACUGAUUUCUCAAACUGAAGUGCCCAGAUGAGGUCUCUUUGUUUUCAGUUAGAACAGGGACACACGACUUCAUGGCCCAUGUAACUCUAGGGAGCUGACUUGUCUCUGCUUGGUCUUUUGCACCUUCUUCAGUUUUCAUGGCCUUUCUGUGCUCCUUUUGAUUUAAUUUCAUGGGUUUUCUACAUCAUCCCUUCUUUGGCUACAUCAUUCCCUUACUUCAUGUAUUAUCUCAUAGGGAGGGCUGCUGAUUAUUAAAGUCAUGGAAAAAAUUGGGAUCUUCCAGCAGCGGUUGCACCAUAGUUGCUAACUAUACCAUCCUAGUCAUCAGAUUUCUAGUCCUUUGGUCUAGAUGUAGAAUUUCUUCUUAGUAAGAUUUUGUGUUGCUGCUCUAAAUACAGAUGCAAUUUCUGUUAACUUUGUAACCAGAAAAAGUAAACUGAUUUGUGUGGUAUAAUUUGUUAAUAAAGAAAUGAUGUAUAUCUGUUAUCAUUUUGCUACCGUUUAGAUGCUCAGAGACCCCCCCCCAUGUAACCAACAUAGUUGUAAAAGGUAAAUGAAAAUCUUAAUAGAAGUUAGUUUACUUGGUUCUUGUAACUGAUUCCCAUGCUUUUGUAGUCGUGCGUUGUUUCCUUUCCACUAUCUUAUGUGAACAGUUUUAGUGUUCAUUUUUGGUGCUUUACACUGAACUGACAUGUACAUUUUUAAUUGAUCUCAUACAGGCAACUAACACUUUAUAUAAAUUUUUAAGUUUAUAAUCUUAAAAUGGGGGUUUAUAUUGUUUACAUAACUUUGAAGGUAAGUACUUUAUACCAUUGGCCUUAUGGCAGUGUCAUGAUUAUCAAGCUAUUAUCUUUUGUUUAGUUUGGUCACUAAAUAUUUUUGCCAAGACCCUGACUUUUUAGCAGUUCGUUUUGCUGAGACAGGUUUCUGCUUAAUGCUGUUUUGGAAGGGGUCAUCUUAGCUGUUAAUUGUAGUCAGCCAACUAGUACUCAUCUGGGGUAUCUUGUUCAAGGAAAGGACUUGGAGUUAUUAGUCUUAAAAUCACUUAACCAGCCUGCAUUUUUAUCUUUCUUCACUUAGAAAUGUUAAGGGCUUUUCCUGCUUUGGUAACUCCUGACUGUAAUUGGUGCUGAAUAUAGCUUCACGCCAAAUGUCUGCUUACGCUCACUUUCUGACCCUUAGGUGAGAGUAUUUUAUUUCCACUUCUGACCAUAGGAUAAUUAUAAAGGCCAGAUAAAGCAGUCGAGGUGAAUUUAGGUUAUAUGGCAUUUAUUUGAUCAUAAUGUAUUUCAGGAAACCCUGGUGGUGUAGUGGUUAAGUGCUACAGCUGCUAAGCAAAAGGUUGGCAGUUCAAAUCCACCAGGUGCUCCUUGGAAGCUCUAUGGGUGCAGUUCUGCUCUGUCCUGUAGGGUUGCUAUGAGUUGGGAUUGACUUGAUGGCAACGGGUUUCAUUUUUGGAAUGUUUUUCAGGAAGGCUAAAAUGAAAACGUGAUAUUGCAUAGAUGAGAGAUACCACGUAUAAUUAAGUUAAUCUGUUAACUCUUGGCAUAAUUUCCUUUAAAUGGAGUCUCAAGGAGUUUGAAGUAAAGUAAGACUCUGGAUUUUAGGUAAAACUGUUGAACAGAGACUAUUCCAACUUUGAUAUUCAGACCUUUUGCCUUGAGACCAAUCCUGGACAUUUGCCAUUUAAUAACCGAGGUGUUUAUUUUUCUUCUGCCAAUAAAGUAUUCAUUAGUUACGCUUUGCCUUUUUAAGUAAAGUUGAUAUUUACAAAGCUCUAGCUUUAUUCUCAGGUUUGCCAGUCAUUUUUUUCUAUCCCCCAGAUACUAGUUAAAAAAACGCUUAACAGUUUAAUUUUUGCUUUUAGUAAACAUUUUCCCUACAGCUUUGAACAUAUAUUUCUAUGGAAUGUCAUUGAAUUAUUGCCCAGCUCUUUCCAUCUUAGAAACUUGGAGCAGUGCACCAUUUAAACUAGGGUAUGACAUUGGAGUGGUGGCCCUGGAUUUGUGUCGUGUGGGAGCAUGGAGUUGUUAUUUAGAUAGGCGAUUGAUGAUUCAACCUGAUUCACCAGCUAUUCUGCUACAGUUCUACAUGAAUAUGGUAAAAAUUGUGAAAAAUAAUUUAAGAAUGUCUCUGGCUUUUAAGAGCCUGACACUUCUGUUAGAUUGGUUUGGAAUUGCCAUUUUUGUUAGGAACCAGACCCCUGUUCCUAGAGAAGAAUAAAGCUGUAUAAAAAUGCCUGUUCUCCUCUAAUACUUACCUGGUUGAAUAAUGUUUUUGUUUAUGUCAGUAAUAUGUGCUCAUUGUGGAGAGUUUAGACAAUAUAGGAAGUGUAAGGAAAAAUAACAAUUACCUGUAGUUCUAUCCAGAAAAAAAAAGUGUCACUUUUAAUAUUUUCGCAUAUUUCUUGCCAGUCUCUUUGCUAUUUGUGCAUGUUUUUAACUAAUGUUUUUCAUAUAUUUUCAGUAUAAUUUUGUAUUUUUUUUUCUCAACCUACAGGCAUUAUAAUUUAAUGUCAUUAAGAACUAUGCCAACCUUUAUUAAUUGCAUGAUAUUCUGUUGUAUGGCUGUGCCAUGAUUCAUAUAACUUUUACUCAUUGGACUUUUUAGAUUGCAUCUCAUAAUCCUGCAGUGAAUUCCUAGAGGUUUAAUUUCUGGGUCAAAGGGUAUGAACAUUUUUGUAGUUUUGGAUUCAUAUCUUUCCUUUUGGUUGGACUAACCAUAUUUUCCAAGAAAGUGCAACAUCUGUUUCAGUGCAAGCCUCUGCACUAAAGCCCUCUGCCCUUCUGCCCUGGGUUAACUGACUUGGAGGUAACUGGCAGAGGUUUUCCCAGGCUACCUCUGUGUCAAAUACAUCUACAUGACAUGUUUCGAAACAUCUACAUGUGAUUAUCCAAAUGAUUUCUCUCAAAGUUUUACUCGUGCUGUGAAGUAGCCGAAUUGCUUUGUCAGACUACAUUUUCCAUUUAUAGUUAAAAAAAUCUUGUCACUUUUUUUUUUUUUUUUUUAACUCUUUGUGCCUAGG